Messenger RNA from Parascedosporium putredinis, 570 nucleotides. The record is from the annotation of a GenBank genome assembly. NCBI's taxonomy places the organism in Eukaryota, Fungi, Ascomycota, Sordariomycetes, Microascales, Microascaceae.
AUGUCUAUACGCGAAGAGAUUUUCGAAUCUCUACCCUCUCCCCGCCGACCGCCCUCCGCACCCCUCCCUCCGCGCUCCUUCUUCCCCAACCUUCUCCCCGCCAUAUCCACCCUAAUUCCGCCCCAGUCCGAGUCUAAAGAACCCCUCAACGCCAUCGAUCUCUCCCGUUAUGAAGAGCAGGACUCACUUACCUCUGACGCCAGUCUCCCCACCGCUCUCAACUCCCUCUCCCGCGCCUAUGCGUCUGCCGCCUACCUGUCGGGUCGCUCCGCCUCCUUAGGUCUUCUUGACGCACACGGGAAGAACGCAUGGCUCAUCGCUAACUGGCAGCUGGAGUCCUAUCUGGCGACCCUGGAGGCGGAGCUCACAACCGCGAAAUCGUCAGUCGAUAGACUUGCCCUCGAGAGGAGGAGGGCGCAGGAUCAAGUCUCGGGCCAAAUGAGGUCGCUGGAAGAAGCGUGGAAAAAGGGCAUCGCUAGGACUCUUGAGACCGAAGUUGCUGUUGAGGAGUUAAAGAGGGAAAUUAGGGACCGAAUGCGGGCGCAAGGAGACGCCAUGGACGUAGCAUAA